AUUCCGCGAGCCUGGGAAGAAGCAGCUGCCGCCUUGCCGUGCAGCGCGCGAGCAGGGGAGCCGUCAGCGGUGCUUCUCCUAACAUCUCUGGAAACGGGACGCGGGAACCGGGCAGCGGAGGUCGCGCCUUUCUAUCCUCCGCGACUCCAAUCUCCAGUGAAGAGCGGCGCGGAGGGACGAUGCUCGUGCCGGAGAGGCGCCUUUAAGCAAAACUCGUUUCCUCCCCCCCCCCCCUACAAAGGCAGCAGCUCUCUCGCUUCCCUCAGGGCUAGCUCGACUGAAGCAAGGCUGCUGCCGCCACCAUCACCAUGCUCCCCCUUUUCUUUAGCCGCCAGCCCCCUUCCCCUGCCUCCUGGUUCGGGAGGAACUGAACUGUCGUUGCACAGGAAGUAGCGACUGCUGGGAGCCCACACGGACACACACACACACACACACACACAAACACACAAAACACAGAGGCAUACUCGACCACACUCGCACAGGCAGAGGCAGCUGGUUCUGCCGCACUCUGGGCACAAGGCUUCAUCCCGGCGCCGCUACAACCGGAUUCCUUUACGCCUUUUCCGGAGCGGUGUCCCAGCCUCCGCAGAGCAGAGGCGGCUGCUAGGGUCGCUGGCGCCGAAGAAAAGUGGGCGCACGGCUGCUUAACGGGAGAAGGACGAAGGGGCCGCGGCCGCGGGAUCAAGGCUCUGGGAGCCGAGCUGGGGAGCAGCCGCGGAGGCGGCGAGGACUGCAGGCUAACAUAAAAUAAUUAAGACACAUGAAAUAGUGUCCACUUCUGCUGACUGUUGGCUUCCUGCAACUUGGUGGUUCGAUUCUCACUGGCUCAAGGUUGACUCAACCUUCCAUCUUUCCAAGGAUUGUUAUUCUGAGUGAAGGACCUUGCAAACGCUAAUAAGGGACUAUCAUGGGCAUUCUUGCAUUUCUGAAGACCCAGUUUAUAGUUCACCUCCUGAUCGGAUUUGUCUUUGUUGUGAGUGGCUUCAUCAUUAACUUCAUCCAACUAUGCACGUUAAUCCUCUGGCCUAUAAACAAGCAGUUUUAUCGACAAGUAAACUGUCGCCUUUCCUAUUCAUUGUGGAGCCAGUUAGUGAUGUUGCUGGAAUGGUGGUCUGGAACAGAAUGCACUUUAUUCACAGACCAGGCCACAAUUGAUAAGUUUGGAAAAGAACAUGUCAUCAUCAUUCUCAACCACAACUUUGAAAUAGAUUUUCUGUGUGGCUGGACCAUGACAGAACGGUUUGGUGUGUUAGGGAGUUCAAAAGUUCUUGCAAAGAAAGAACUAUUGUUUGUACCCAUAAUUGGCUGGACGUGGUACUUCUUAGAGAUCGUUUUUUGCAAAAGAAAAUGGGAAGAAGACAGAGACACUGUUGUUGAAGGGUUAAAACGACUAGCCGAUUAUCCUGAGUAUAUGUGGUUUCUAUUAUACUGUGAAGGAACUCGAUUUACAGAAACUAAGCAUCGUAUCAGUAUGGAAGUGGCUGAAUCCAAAGGAUUGCCUAAACUCAAGUAUCACUUGUUGCCCAGAACCAAAGGUUUUACGACUGCUGUCCAAUGUCUCAGGGGAACAGUUUCAGCAGUGUAUGAUGUAACAUUAAACUUCAGAGAAAACAAAAACCCAUCUUUAUUAGGAAUCCUUUAUGGAAAGAAAUAUGAAGCAGAUAUGUGUGUCAGGAGGUUUCCUUUAGAAGAUAUCCCUUUGGAUGAAAAAGAAGCAGCGAAGUGGCUUCAUACACUUUAUCAGGAAAAGGAUGCCUUACAAGAGAAGUAUAAUCAAGAAGGCUUAUUUCCUGGGCAACAAUUUAAACCUCCCAGAAGACCAUGGACUCUCCUCAACUUUCUCUUCUGGGCUGCUGUUCUUCUCUCUCCUCUUUUCAAAUUUGGUUUUGGAAUUUUUGCAAGUGGAUCCCCUCUUCUGAUUCUUGCAUUCCUCUGCUUUGUUGGGGCAGUAUCCUUUGGAGGCCGCAGACUGAUAGGAGUAACGGAAAUAGAAAAGGGCUCCAGCUAUGGCAACCAAGAAUUCAAGAAAAAGAAAUAAUUUUACAAAUGCAUUUUUGACUAUAAAAGACAAUGGUAUCAAAUUAACUUCAUUGGAAAGAAAGACACUUAGAAAACUUAUCUUCUUUUCUUAUUAACUGCUAACUAACAAUACUUGAGCCAAGACUGAAGAAUUUGGAAGAUUCAAGAGACAUGGAAAAAGCUGAUUACUUACCUGACCAAGGAUCCUUGUAUUUGUAGUUUUUGAAGAGAAAUUUGGUCUUAACCUCAUGGGGUUUUUUGUUUUGGUUUUGUGGCAGAUAGGAAGAUGAAUUAACAGAGGGAAAUACAAGCAUCUUCAGAUAACUUUAUCUUUUAAGAGUGUCACAUUUGCUUUGCAGGAGAAAUUACUGAAUGUUUCUUCUUGCUAAAAUAAAAUUUCUGUUCUUAGGAUUUAAAAAAAAAAACAAAUCAGCAUAGAAUACAGCAAACUACAGCGUCUAGUUUAUUUACAAAUGUUUCUUGUGGAAGAUUUCACUUGAAAAAAGCUGCAUCAUUCUUCCAGGCAUUUUAUUUUAAAGGUAUUUUUAUUUUAAUAAUUAUUACCUUCCACAAAAACAGUGGUAUUUUGAUGUUAGCAUCAUCCAACAGAUCAAUGCAUCCUUUCAACCAAAACUUCCUAAAACGUAAUGCAAUUCUAAUCUCUUUCAUUUUUGCACAUCUUUCUACUCAGUGUUGCCCUAAUUAAAGCUGAAAUAUGUUUGGCUCAAUUGCUUAUAUAGAUAUUGCUUUGCUUUUUCCUUUCUUUGAAAACAAAACAAAACAAAAGUGACAUGACGAGCCAGUAAUUUAAAUCUACAUAUCUCAAGAGUGCUCAGUCUCUAGGUCUUGAGAGUUUCUUCAAAAAGUCUCUUCUGCUCAAACUCUUCUGCAUGGUGUGUUAUGAAACACAUGAAAAAAACCAGCACAGCACUAUGAAAAGAUCUUACAUUGAGAACUAGGGGACAAGGUGGUACCUCUAGGACUCAAACCUGAUAUAUGCUUACUUGAAAAGAUUUUAAGCUGAAAUCAGAAGAGAUAUUUUCCAAGUAAACAUGUUGAUGGGGUAGGAUCUAAGUUGCCUGGUUAUCCAUAUAUGUUGCCAUGUAAACCAACAGUUGCUUAAAUACCUAAACAUUGGAGGUUGGGGUAAGGUUAUACCUUUUUUACAAAUUUUCUGCCAUGCUAAUGUUACAAUAAUGUUUUUUACUCUCUCUGGCUUGGAAAUAUACCCAGAGGAGCUAAAUAGCUUUAUGUGGCAUCCAUAUCCAAUUCCAGUGCAUGGGCGGUGCCUCCAUUUGGAAAGGCUGAAGUGGACUGCAUGCCAGCCAAAUUUAGAUUUAUAUGGCAGCUCUUUAAUGGUUAUUGUAUGUAAAUAGUUUACCACCAGGAAGAAACCUCAUAGAAUCUGCGAGCGGAUAUCUUUAAUCUGUAGCUGUGCUGACUGAUGUUUGCAAAUACUUAGAAAGGAAGUAUUAAUUUAUUAGCAUGUGGUCAUGGUGGUUUCCUUUUUUUCAGUGUUGGAAAGAAAUUUGACAUCAGUUCAAUCCAUACAUACGUACAUACAUACAAAAUCUGACUCAGCUUUAUAAUUAAAAUUCUUCAUAAACAUAGAUCUUUAUCUGAUUUAUAUUAUUUUAAUAAUUCUCCUAAAUAGUUAUUUUUUAUAGCCAAAAGUAAAUAUGUCAUAUUUUACCUUCAAACACUAACCGUACACUUAAGGUUCUCUAUCUUUUGGAGCUCAUUUUAAGUGUUUUCAUAGUUAGAUUUUGUAACUCAUCUCUAGCAGUGGGAACUACUACAGCAAAGUCUGAUGCACAUUUGUUUAUUUUCUGUGUGAAUACAUGCAUAUUUAGAAUACAACUUUUUGCUGCAUUGUUCCCCUUUGCACUACCAGGCCCAGAAUAAACAGUAAUCCUUCCUACAAAGAAUCAUAUUCACCUUGUCUAUAAGGAUUGGGAGCUCUGAUUCACUUCACUGGAAGUUGAAUAAGGUGAUUUUGGGGGAAGUGGCAGAAUCCACACAUAAUCUCUUAUUCACUCAGUAAAUUGUUCUGUUUGUGUUUGUUUUUAAAUAGUUAAGAAUGAUUCUGUUUUCUGACUAGGCAAACAUUUUUUUUUAAGCUUGAUAAAUAAGUCUUGCUUGUUGGAAGUUUUUUCCCUUUGGCAGAUAGUAUAUAAUUGCUUUCUGACAAAGAUGUUGAAAAUAUUUCUAACAGAAAACAAGUAGAAGGACCUCAUGUUUUGUGUUGCAGUUAUAAGGAGUUCUGUGCUGAUAGAUUAAAAAUGAGAUAUUUUGACAGGAAUAAAUGGGACAGGGUGGGAUCGGAGGGAGGGUCAUUGAGAAUAUUGCUACAAGGAAGAAUAAACAGGUGUCCACUUUCUGCUUAAGGCAGAUAAUAGAAGGUAGUGCAUGCCUAUUAUGGGGAGGACAAAUGUGUCCACACUUCUGUUUUAUUUUCAAAUCCUAACAUACUGAUCAUAUUUGUUUUAAAACCAUAGUAGAUGUUGUUUGAAGUCUCAAAAAACAAACUCACUUUGAAAACUAAAGUGUACAACACUGCACAAUGACAGCUCAUCUUUUUGAUUUGUCUUUCAAACAAAAUAACAAAUAAGCAGAGUAUGUGAAAGAAUAUUUCUUAAAAUAGCAGUGUACGGCAUAAAGAAUAUCAGUUUCUUUGGAUUGGAACAGUCAGAAUAGAUUUUAUACUUUCCACUAUUUUGUUCUGGUUUAAUAGAACAUAGCCUGUAUAUUUGACUAUCAAGCCCUUUGAGAGCAAUAAUAAACGAAAUAUAUCGUA
Messenger RNA from Crotalus tigris (Tiger rattlesnake), 4816 nucleotides. It is a transcript of the gene AGPAT3, whose product is annotated as 1-acylglycerol-3-phosphate O-acyltransferase 3. Gene Ontology annotation, cellular component: endoplasmic reticulum; endomembrane system. Gene Ontology annotation, molecular function: 1-acylglycerol-3-phosphate O-acyltransferase activity. Lineage: Eukaryota; Metazoa; Chordata; Lepidosauria; Squamata; Viperidae. The coding region runs from base 908 to 2038 and encodes 376 amino acids. The record is from RefSeq and is a predicted model, not a curated record. The transcript is spliced from 10 exons.